Molecule: messenger RNA, 608 nt
Organism: Dichomitus squalens LYAD-421 SS1
Lineage: Eukaryota; Fungi; Basidiomycota; Agaricomycetes; Polyporales; Polyporaceae
Exons: 2
Coding region: 183-491 (102 amino acids)
Source: RefSeq, a predicted model, not a curated record
CCAGUCCUGCCUGUUGAGCUCCGCUCCAGUCUCACUGCGAUCAGAGCUCGUCGGCGCUCCUGCCUGCCUCGCUCGUCUCCACUUACUCGCUCGACAGUCAGUCGUAACAGCACCAAUGGGGACGAUGCGCGCGGCUCAAGUAUCUGGAGAUCAGCCACAGGCCUGAAUGGCACUCUGAUGUUAUGCAAUACUGUACAGAUGAGCCUGUCAACCUCGCGAACGUCCCCCCAAUGCUCGAGCAGCUCAUCUGGGCUCCGGCAUGGACCAGGAUCUACACAUAUCAUGUGUAUCCGGACCAGAAGAAGCGGGAGGAUAUCCGGAACUUUGCGUGGGCUCUGCUCGGUGCAUCUCAGGCUCUACGCACUGUAAGAUAUGAAUGGGGGAGACAGAGUCUUUGCACUUGCUGGUUGUUGCCGUCUCGGGAGGUGCGAGAAGAUUGUGUAAGUUUGGUGGAGGACCACGAUGAUGUGACUUGGGCACAGGUGCGGUAAACAAGCAUACCGAAUCAGUUGUAUGGUUAUGUAUGUCCCAGAGCGUACAGUAGACAUCCUCUUCACUCACUUCGGCAACGACCUGGUAUACGAGUCAAGCGCUCUGCUAUCUGAACC